AUGCCCAGUAACAGGGUGCGUACGCGCAAGAACGCUGCGUCCGAUGUAAAUAGUGACCUUAAAGGAGCAAAAUAUAUCCUGAAGGAUGGCGAACUCGUGCCGUCAGGAGAUGAGCACUCUGAUGGCCCCGCUGAUAAUGAUGACGAUGAGAUGCAACUAGCUGAAAUUCAAGACGCCAAUCAGCCGCACCGCAACAAACGGAAGCAAACAUUCGAGAGACGAAAUAUAAAUGAGGAAGCACAGUCAGCUCAGCGUGCUGAAAUGGAGCGGCGGAAGCGAUUACAGGACAAAGAACAAGCUCCAGCCUCAAACAGCAGUGCCGUCACAACUUCUGAAGGCGAAGCCGGAAGCGUCACCGAAGAAGACUUCACCAGCAAGCUCAAAUCCCUCUCCACAGACUCUCUCUCAGCGGAACCAGCCAAAACACCAGUGGAUUUUGGACUUUCUUCUGAUGUCGCUGCGUUCAACAAUGGGAUUGACGCUCACUCUCCUCCCUCCCCUUCUUCCUCUUCAACCGGUCUACUGACGCAGUCUAGUGCAGAGAACAAGCCUUCUCCCGCCGCCGUGCCCUCUGCUUCUGCCUCCCUCUUCAAAUCCUACUCUCGGUCUAGGCCUGACCACAAAUCAAGCCUCCAUGAGCCAAAAAGUACCGGUGAUUCCCAAGACAAUGCAAUCCUCCUCGGCGACUCGGAUGACGAUGUCGACAUGGUGCGGUGGGGCAGUGCUUUUGCGCUUUUUGGGAUCGAUGGAGCACAUACUGUUGGAUCUAGUUCCAUUGACAAUGCCACGAAAGUUUUUCCGACUUGGAGUUUUCGGUUCUUGAGCAGUACAAAAAGUAUCUGGAACUUUGCUAUGAUUACAGAGGCCCAGGCCACCACGCGACCUGUUUACUUCUUGAAAACACUUUGUGGAGCUCGGAACUUUUCUUCUACCACCCUACGUCAAGCUUAA
Messenger RNA from Dibothriocephalus latus, 951 nucleotides. NCBI's taxonomy places the organism in Eukaryota, Metazoa, Platyhelminthes, Cestoda, Diphyllobothriidea, Diphyllobothriidae. The record is from the annotation of a GenBank genome assembly.